Messenger RNA from Colossoma macropomum (tambaqui), 1252 nucleotides. RefSeq names its product polyglutamine binding protein 1 (gene pqbp1). Gene Ontology annotation, biological process: alternative mRNA splicing, via spliceosome. Gene Ontology annotation, cellular component: cytoplasm; nuclear body. Gene Ontology annotation, molecular function: protein binding; ribonucleoprotein complex binding. The transcript has 7 exons. Lineage: Eukaryota; Metazoa; Chordata; Actinopteri; Characiformes; Serrasalmidae. The coding region runs from base 99 to 851 and encodes 250 amino acids. The record is from RefSeq and is a predicted model, not a curated record.
CGAGACCACUAGGGGGCGGCGCGUGACGUCAUUCGGUGCGACGAGUGAAGCUGUUUGCCUCCUUUGAAUGAGACGCUAGAAGUGUGUGGCUUUUAAAGAUGCCUCUGCCACCAGCUCUUCUGGCUCGUUUGGCCAAGAGAGGAAUCCUGAAACAGUCAGAGCAUGAAACUGAAGAGGAAAUCAUCGCAGAGGACUAUGAUGACAACAAUGUAGACUACGAAGCCACAAGGAUCGAAAAUUUACCCACUAACUGGUACAAAGUUCUGGAUCCCACCAGUGGCCUUCCGUACUACUGGAAUGUGGAGACAGACUUGGUGUCCUGGUUGUCCCCCAAUGACCCUGCUGCAGUCAUCACUAAAGCGGUCAAGAAGCAGAGAGUGGAGAUUGUGGAUGAACGAGGGGAUGGUCACCAUGAGAAGUCGGAGAGAGAGCGAGAACGUGAACGAGAGCGAGAGAGAGAGCGUGACCGGGACAGAGACAGGGAGCGAGAGAGAGACGAUGGGCGGGACAGAGACAGGGACAGGGAUCGGGACCGGGACAGAGACAGAGAGAGAGACAGGGACAGAGACAGACGAGUGAGAAGAGAGGACAGCGGCCCAUACAACAAAUCAAAGAGAGGGGGAAGCCGAAAGCAGGAAGAGAUGGAUCCCAUGGAUCCUAGUGCCUACUCAGACGCUCCAAGAGGCUCGUGGUCCACUGGUCUGCCUAAGCGUAAUGAAGCUAAAACAGGAGCAGACACCACAGCAGCAGGACCCCUGUUCCAGCAGAGGCCAUACCCCAGCCCUGGAGCCGUGCUGAGGGCCAACGCUGAGCUCACCAGACGUCUGGAGGAGGAGGAAGAUGAUGACUGAGCAGGAACACAGCAGCCAUAGAGCCUUUCUAACAACUCGGGGAGUAAUAAAUAUCAACAUGUGGCAAUAGAAAACACAUACCAUUUUUAAAACUAUACACAUAACUAUGAUAACUCUGGCUCACAAAAGGGCUGAAAAAAAGUUUAUAAAGGCUCUAUAGGGUUACUUGCUGUAUUAAUAUGCCACACUUGUAAUGGCAACCCCACAUAUGUCCUGGUUUGAUGGUCUCUUGCUGGUAUGCCCGAUUGACAUUCAGUGCAUUUGUAAAUAUACAUUGUAUUAUACAUUUUGUAGUAAGACAAUGCAGUGCUUCUUUUAACUGUGAAUGUUCUGGAAGAUAUUAAUGUAAAAAGGAACUGUUUUAUUUCCUGGCAAAUUAAACCUUUUUUGCAUAAACACAA